Molecule: messenger RNA, 631 nt
Organism: Exaiptasia diaphana
Lineage: Eukaryota; Metazoa; Cnidaria; Anthozoa; Actiniaria; Aiptasiidae
Product: cytochrome P450 4V2
Exons: 4
Coding region: 60-458 (132 amino acids)
Molecular function (GO): iron ion binding; monooxygenase activity; heme binding
Source: RefSeq, a predicted model, not a curated record
UCGCAACACAAAACCUUAACCUAGGCAGACUGCUGCGUCAGAACUUUGAUAAUAGCGGCAUGGAAAGUACUACUGAAUCGAGCGCAUGGAUCGCCGUUGCAGUGUUUUCAAGUUGUUCCUUUCUUGUUAUAUGCUAUGUUACAGUGUUAUUCAGGAAGAAACUGCAGUCGUUGAAAUCAUUGAGUCAGUGUCCUGGUCCUAAACCAGUCCUUCUGUUCGGAAAUGCUUUGCAAUUUAAGCGUGACAAUGCAGAAUUCUAUGACCAGAUCAUGCAGUGGUCCAAAGAAAAUUGGAGCAAAGGCAUGUUUUGUAUGUGGUUUGGUCCAUUUCAUUCAAUGGUUGUGAUCUUCAAGCCAGAACUUGUGGAGACGAUACUUAGCAGCAAUCGGCAAAUUACGAAGUCAUUGGAGUAUAAUUUGCUUGAACCAUGGCUGGGGACAGGUCUUCUCUUGAGGUAAUUUUUUCAAAAAGAAAACAGCGUAUUUGAAGCUAAAUAGAUUCAACCUCUAAACAAUUGUAAAGCUGAAGUAACUUGUUCUUCAAGUGGAACUAUUGGUAGGGCUGGAAGGGUGCAGGUAGGCAAGUAUGAAGAGUACAAGUAGGGAGGUAUGAAGGGUACAGGUAGGCAGGU